Messenger RNA from Corticium candelabrum, 1171 nucleotides. Its product is annotated as macrophage mannose receptor 1-like. The transcript is spliced from 4 exons. Gene Ontology annotation, molecular function: signaling receptor activity. Lineage: Eukaryota; Metazoa; Porifera; Homoscleromorpha; Homosclerophorida; Plakinidae. Bases 36 to 1028 code for a protein of 330 amino acids. The record is from RefSeq and is a predicted model, not a curated record.
UCUAGACCACUCACUACUACAGUCGAGCAAACACGAUGCUCUACUCUCGUUUCCUUUCUGUCUCGAGUCUGCUGCUUGUGACCACGUGUGCAAUGCAAAUAACUGCAGUUGCUGGUCUGAAGAAUUCACGUACUAAGAUACCUGCAAGUGAGCCGUUUGCAACUGAUGUCGACAUCAAAAUGUCAAGAGCAAGACGACAAGACUCGAGUUGUAAAAGUGACUGGUCGUUUUAUGAAGGCAGUUGCUACAUUGUGAUAAAGACUCAACAACCGGUGAGCUGGUACCAAGCACAACAAACGUGCUACAACAUUGGAGGCAACUUACCAACUAUUGCCACCCAGCAGGAAGACGACUUUGUAAUAAAAAUGGUCUGUACCCACUGUUCUGGUCACUACCAAUAUUAUUUGGGUUACCAUGACAAAUUCAAUGAAAACACGUUUGUUUGGCUGGACGGUACGAGUUCGAGUUUUACUAACUGGAGACAAGGAGAACCAAAUAAUAUUUUUGCGGGCGAAGACUGCGUUGAAGCGAUAAAACAGAAGAGUGGAAAACGGAAUGAUCAGAAGUGGAAUGACAUUGCGUGUGAGGUCAAGUACAGCAAGUGCUUCGUUUGUGAAGACAGUCGUUUCUGUCCUUACGGUUGGACGUCAUUUCAAAACAAGUGUUACCGUCUGUUUCACAACAAAUCCAGAAUUAGUUGGAAAGCGGCCAGAAACGUGUGCCGAGCAGCAUCGGCCGACCUCGUCUCAAUAAAGAGCCACAACGAGCAAGCAUUUCUCGACAGUUUUCUCAACCGACGAGACUGGUACUACAUCGGAUACAGCGACGAGAAACAGGAGGGCUUGUGGCAGUGGACCGACGAGACACAAUCGGACUUUACCAACUGGGAAGAAGACGAACCGAACGAUGCGAACGAAUCGGGUCGAAACACGACGUCGGAAGACUGCGCCGCGGCUCACGCCGGACGCAAGUGGAACGACGUUCCCUGUGUGGGAAGUUACUACAAGUUGUUUGUGUGUAAAAUGUAGAAAUCACGUGACCUGUUCAAACAUCUCUAGAGGCAGUAGUUAGAAGUUAAUAGAUGUGUAAUUCAUGUUUAGCACUGUACAAGGCAUGUUACAGUUUGUACACUUUGCCACAUUGCGUAAUAAGAGAAAUAAAUUAGACAAAG